Messenger RNA from Ceratina calcarata, 3077 nucleotides. RefSeq names its product WD repeat, SAM and U-box domain-containing protein 1. Gene Ontology annotation, molecular function: ubiquitin-protein transferase activity; protein binding. The transcript is spliced from 18 exons. The record is from RefSeq and is a predicted model, not a curated record. Bases 209 to 2917 code for a protein of 902 amino acids. NCBI's taxonomy places the organism in Eukaryota, Metazoa, Arthropoda, Insecta, Hymenoptera, Apidae. Gene Ontology annotation, biological process: protein ubiquitination.
UAGCUGCAAUAGACAUGCGUUCAGCGUUCCAUCGUCUUUAUACAUAACAUGGAACGCUUCGUACGCGGAGCUUAUUUCGGCUUUGCAUCGAAUCCCUCUUCAUGUGAAGACAUGUGACACGCUAGUGCAAUAAAUCUUUUUAUAAUUUGUCGUCAGCGUGAACGAUACGUAUAAAUGAUAUCUACAAGGAAUUAAUAAUUACACAAGAAUGACGACUGAAAUAAGAGAAGUGCAAGUUCUGCAAAAGAUAGCUUGUCACACUAGCGAUGUAACAACUGUUGAUUUUGCUGGUGAUUGCGUGUUAAUAACUGGAUCGGGGGACAAACGUAUCAGAGUUUGGCAAUGGAAAGUGGGUGCGGGAUAUGUGGAAGCACACUUUUCCCCAUUGCAAGGGCAUAAGUAUGGUGUUACAUCAGUCAAAGUCAGCCCGCAAUCAACGAUGUUAGCGUCAGCUAGUAUAGACGGGACGACGUUACUUUGGAAUUUACGGACAGGUGCAAAAAUUCAUACCAUGGUUCAAGUGGGUGGCGAAUCUGUGAGGGUAUGCAGGUUUUCGCCAGAUUCAACUUUACUCGUGACUGCUGGUGACAACGGGCAAGUCUGCGUUUGGGAUUUAAUUCGACGCAAUUUAAUCAGAUGCUUUCAAAAGCACGACGGUGCAGUGCAGAGCGUAUGUUUCUCACCGGAUUCCAGUUGGUUAAUUACGAGUUGCACUUUCGGCGUGUUAAAAUUAUUCUCGGUUGCUGAUAUCGUCGACUCGUGCCUCUCCGACAGCCAAGCCAUCCCUGCGUUAGCUUGGAUGGACGAUGCCCACGAUCUAGGCGUCGUGUCCUGCGACUUUUCAAAUUCCCAAGAAAUUACAAGUAACGAACCGUUCACCAAGUUGUAUCAACUGGUUACUUGCGGUAACGAUCAUAACGUUAAAUUGUGGGAGGUAACUGUGAUACAAUCGAAAUGCGAUACAUCACCGUCCACUGCCAAAAUAAGCCUGAGCAGAAUCAUGGAGAAGCACAGUAGUGCCUUAACUUGUGUUCGUUUUGCCACAAACGGAAUGUACAUCGCUAGUAGCAGCCUCGACAAAACAGCGGUGAUCUGGGAAACGAUUUCCGGAAGAGUAAUCGCGAUAAUUCCGGGUCAUAACAGAUAUGUUGCGUGUUGCGCGUUCUCCAGAGAUGGAAACUUAUUAGCGACAGGUUCCAAUGACAAAUCAGUGAUUGUCUCGGAUCUUACAGGGAGCUUAAGCUUUGAUUCCGAACUUGCGCGACGAUUUGUGCCUGCCUUAUUCCUUGACGAUGCUGAACGCAGUACUGCAUAUGAGCAAAAUGUAAUGAAGAACGCGGAGACAUCUCGGAACGACGUACAAUUAAUUCAAAGAUUAGAAGACCACACUGGCGUAGUAAAUAGCGUAGCUUUCUACGGAAAUCAUAUGAUCGCUUCUGGAUCUGGGGACAAAUUGGUACGAAUUUGGAACAUUGAAGUUGAGGAAGAAGAAGGCACGGAAUCUAGUUUAAGAUUUCAAGAGAAAUCAUUCAGUCCACUGGACGGUCAUAAAUAUAGUAUAAAUCAUGUGGAGUUUAGCCCUUGUGGUCGUAUGCUUGCCUCUUGCUCGUUAGACGGCACGACUAUCAUUUGGGAUACAGAGAAUGGCUCUCAAGCAAAAUCGUCUUUCAUGAAUUUGGGUUCUGGAAUUCGGGUCUGCCGGUGGUCACCCGAUGGCACCAAGAUUGCCACUGCUGGAGACGAUGAACGGACGACUUUAUGGAACGUGGAUAAUAUGGAGGAGAUUUGUGUUCUAAGGGGCCAUUCUGAUGCGGUGAACGCGAUCGCUUUCACUCACGAUUCUCGUUACUUGGUCACUGGUUGCAACGAAGGCACCUGGAGAUUAUUCGACACAAUUGAUGAUAAAUAUUUUACAGCAUUAAUGACGUGCGAGGAAGCGCACGACUUGGGAGUUCAAGGGUGCGACUUCAGUCCAACGUCUAAUUUUGCUGGAAAAUGGGAAAACACUAGCAACGCAAGCCAAUCUUACCUUCUUGCAACUGGCGGUAACGACUCGUUGGUUAAACUGUGGCGAAUAACAAUUUUCAAGGAGAAUGAAAUCGUGACAGGCGGAAGUAGCAGCAACGAUACGCGAUAUGAAGAGAAAAGAUCGUUACCUGGACAUGGUGGCAACGUCACUUGCGUACGGUUUUCUCCAACGCAAACUGAGAUUUUAGGUAGCGUAGCUACCGAUAGAACGGCACGCAUAUGGAGCGUAUACACUGGGGCAUGCUUGUACGUGCUAGAGGAACACGAGAGUCUUGUAACGAGUUGCGCUUUUUCAGAAGAUACAUCGCUCUUCAUAACAGGUGGUCUAGAUAAAACCGUUCUAGUGUGGAAUGUACCACAACAUAUAAUUUCGCAGAACAUACUAAUGAACAAUCUCAAACAUAAUAGGAAAAAGGUUGCGGACUGGAAAGUCGAUGAUACUGUGAAAUGGAUAGACGAAAUAGGGUUGUCGAUAUUAAUAAAGAAAUUUUAUGCGGCUUCCUUGACAGGGAGACAGUUGCUUACCUUAUCGGAGGAUAAAUUAAUCAAGAUAUUGCGAAUAGAAGACGAUGAUGAGACAACAGAAGUUCUCAAAACGCAAUUAUACUGGUUGAAGCGUGAAGACAGUAACAUGGUAGAUAUUCCCAUAGACGAUACCGAAAUUCCUCACGAGUUUCUAUGUCCCAUUACGCAUGAAGUAAUGAGAGAACCGGUGCAAUGUUCUGAUGGAUUUACGUACGAAAAGGCAGCUAUAAACGAAUGGUUUCUGUGUGGAAAAUAUACUAGUCCGAUGACGAACAAAUCUCUUCAGGAUACUUCGUUCACUCCGAACGUAACAUUGAGAAAUGCGAUAUAUACGUUUCUCCACGGAAAUCGACCACAGCCUUAAGCAUCUUUCGGAUGUUUCUCUUCUUUUUAUUUAUACUUACAUUGCAUAUUCACUUUUCGAUGAUUGUUAUGAACACGAAUUUUAAUUCUAUGAAAGUACAAAGAGAAGUUUAUGAACGUUUUGUACAUAUCUAUUAAUAAACGUAUUCAUUACGAACAAA